Molecule: messenger RNA, 2162 nt
Organism: Dendrobium catenatum
Lineage: Eukaryota; Viridiplantae; Streptophyta; Magnoliopsida; Asparagales; Orchidaceae
Exons: 4
Coding region: 620-1900 (426 amino acids)
Source: RefSeq, a predicted model, not a curated record
AAUUUGAUGGAGCAAGGGAAAGCUUUGACCAAUGAUUGGCGACCGACGACUGGAAAUGCCCUUCGCGGCUAGCUCCGUCGAGAGCGAUGAAACAGAAUUUGACGGGUCCUGGACAAAUACCCGUUAGGUGCUUGCAGCGAUGCGUUCUCCUUUCCACAACUCUUCCCUUUUUCUCUCAUAGAAGUUUCGAAUCACCCACGAAACUGAGGGAUCGGUUCGUGGCUUUUGGGCAUUCCUGUGGCGUUUUUUUUUUGGAGUUCCUUUUGCUGAAGAUCUCCAGGCCAGAUCCGAAAUCCUAGGUUGGGUAAUUUAUUGAUGUAUCAAGGCCCGCGAUUUUGGCUGUCUCAGCUGACCUUGUCUAGGUGAGCUCUCCGGUAUCGUGGGAGGUUUCAUGUGGUUUUGCGCUCCUCUCUCUCUGCGUGCCCCUACUGGUUUGCUCCUCUUUUUGCUGCUGCUGUCAGUAAGGAAUGCAGCUGAAAUAUUUUUUCAGAUCAACUGGGCGUUUGAAGCAUGAUUGAGAGAAAUUCUGCGUCUUGAUGUAAAUAAAUAACGUCUUCCUUAGGGUUUUUAGUGAUUUUCUAAAAGAAUUUUAGAGGUAUUGUGCAUUGCCUGUUCCAAGAUGGGGGCAAAUUGUUGUGUGGCUGCAAGGGACAAAACCUUGCCUAAUAGGAAUGGUCAUGAGGCAUCUUCUUACAGGAACAUUAGAUACUCCCCUUCUUGGAGCUUUCGAUGGGACAAUAGAACUCACAUAGAGGACAUUGUGGAAAACAUGGUGUAUUGUUCUCAUCAUAACAGUGGAAAUGCCACCUCUGAAGUCAAGAGUGCAGCAGAUACAGAAACUGAUGGCCUUUCUGAUGGUGAAAGCCCACCAAAAGUUUUUCCAUCUUCCCAGUGGAGAAAGUCCUAUGUUGUUGGAGGCUCUGAUAAGUUCAAAUUCAUUGCUGCAGCGGAUCAAAACACACCAGGCAAUUCAUCUCCAGAGGGAAAGAGCUCGCUUAAAUCAUCAGUUUUUCCAACUGCAUCUUACAUGAAGUCCUCAAUUACUUUAUCUCCACCAGCAGUUAAGGUGGAUUAUCCUUCCUCCUCAAGGAACUGCUUUACUCCCUCUGACCCAACUUCUACAAGAAAGGCCUGCCGUUCUCCUGGUUAUCAACUUUGUAGACAAAUCUCUGAUAGCAGGAUUCCAUCUCUCAAGUCCCUGAAUGAAGGCAGUUCUCCUGAAGUAGGCAGGCACUCCUUUGUACUUAGCAAUGAACUUUCCGCAGGAGAAUCUCAUGGUGGUUCAUCCGAUGGAUGGUCCAUGCGCACAUUCUCAGAACUUGUGGCGUCUUCUCAAAGAGAAAGGUGGUCAUUUGACAGUGAAAAUUUCACUUCCAUCAACAAGAUAUUUGGGCCUACGCCUACUUUGCUGCCAAAAACUAGCAGCUACUCUCCAGAUCAGCAAACCUGUUGUAUAUGCUCAAAGCUAUUGAAGGAGAAAUCACCAUGGUGCACUCAUAAGUUAGUCUCAACAAAUGAUCUUCCUAUUGUUUCAGUUCUAGUAUGUAGCCAUGUAUACCAUGCUGAGUGCUUGGAGAGUUUAACAUCUGAGAUUGAGAUAUAUGACCCGCCUUGCCCACUGUGUGCAAAUUAUGGUGACAGGCCUCCACUGAAACAAUUUGGAAAAUUUGAGCUGAAGGGAAGAAAUAAAAUCUCACGAAUUGCAGUUGCUGAUGCUGAUGUCCCCCGAGAUUCUAUUUCUAAUGACCCCAUUAUGGGAGCCAGUUCCAGUACGAAGAGCUCCUUUGGUAAGCCAUUUCUGAAGCGGCAUUUCUCCAUUGGGUCGAGGCCUAUACGUUCAGCAUCAGAAAAUGCAACAACCAGAAAGAAAGGUUUCUGGGCAAAAUACCGAAGAGAAUGAGUAUGUUCACCGUCGUAUAAAUGUAAGAAUUUCCUGAAAUUCUUUAGAAUUAUAUGAUCUACCAUGUCACUCCUGGCGUGAUGCCAUAGCAUAGCUGUUUGUUAAUUAAUCCAUAAAAUCCUCUUGAACCGAUGGAAAGGAAACGUGCAUAUUAGUAUGAAAAGUAAUUUAGGCCACAGAUUAGAAUUGUUGGCCAUUUUUUGUUAUUAUAUUGAGGACUUUAUUGCAGAUUAAACGACUGUGUGGGAAGGGGCUUAGUUCA